ACCCGGGGAAGCCAACCCCCGCGCAACUUCGUCCUUCCGAGAUACGUACGCGUAUCGCGCACGUUUUUUCGCUAAAAAAAAACCCGAUCCUACGCACUCCGAUGCGGAACUCGCUGGAUUUUUUUUUUUUUUAUUUCUUUUUUUUUCUCACCGCGGGAAGCGGGUGUGAAGUUUCGUCGACAUAAAUAAAUUUCCAAUGAAAUAACAAGUGCCUGAUAUGUUAGCUAAUUUAUACGAGGCGAAUGUGGAUUGUACCGAUGCACUUUCGAACAGAUAAUAAAAUUAAGUAAACAAAAUAAGGGGCUAGCGAAUUCAAACGACUUUCUGAACUUAUUCUAUGGAUUUUCCUCCCUUUUUUUCAUUACUCUUUUAUUUCAUACCCCGAUAGUCUAAUCUAUAGGGUCCGUGAAAUGGAUGCGUUAGAUUCUUUCUCUUUCGUUUUUAUUUCAAAUUGAGAAUAUGCGAUGGUAACGAUAACGAUUAUUCUUAAUUAAUAAUAUCUAUCGAAUGGAUGUAACAGAAACGGAAGAAAAAAAAUGUUUGGUAUAAAAAACGUCGUCACAAAAUAAACGUGCAAACUGAUUCGCGAAAAAUGUGAAAGCUUCGGGUAGACUAGCGGUACAUAGUGUAGUAGUCGGGAAUUGGUUGGGCGAGGAGAGAAAAAAAAAAAAAAGGAAAAAAAAUCCCCAAUGUGCGGUUCGGCAGUGAUUAAAACAGCUGUAUAUAUUCGGAUUAUCGAACGAGCUUUCGUGAAUAUUACGUGAAAAUGCAUAAACAAACGCGUGUUAUACCUCGUGUAUGUUCGGCAUUUCGCAUACACGUGGGAAAAAGUAGUUAAUUAAAACCAAUAAAAUAAAUGAUCGCCGGCGUUUAAUCGUGGGGAAAUCAAUAACGAGAUAUGUACGGUGAAAACGGCGUACGAAUGGAAAAACAUUUUUAUCCGUAAUUUCGGAAAAUUAGUCGCCGGUAAUUCACCCACGGUGACACGUGCGCGAGUUUUAUGGAAAAAAAAAACAAAAAAAAAAUAAAUAAAUAAUUAAACAUGUGUCGUCCGUAUUUGUACCCGUAGUUGAUACGGCGAAAAUGCGAAACGCUACGUUACUUUAUUACUUUUGACCGCUUAAUUUUGACGACCCCGUGCUCGGGGGUAGGUUAACGUACGUGACGCGACGCGACGGUGCGCGGGACGCGAAGCGACGUCAGCUGAUUAAACGCUUGUGUGAAAAUAAAAUUUGAGGAGAGUACGGAAGAACACGUGCUAACGGCGAAUGUUGAAAGAAAGGGGGAAAAAGGAAGAAGGGAGAAAAAAAAAAUUAGAGAAAUAAAAAUUACACCAACCCGUUAAGCACACCUGGGUGAAAAGUGUCAGAAAAAUGUGACACAUGAUCGUAAUUUUCAUGCAUAAAGAGAGAGAGAACGUAAGGGAGAAUCGGGAGUACCGCGAGCAUGUGGGGGAAAUUACGUAUCGCCUUUUCACAUAAAUAUGCAUAAAGUAACGUUACGUAAAUUCACACACGGGGAUUUAUAACAAACUCGCGUACACCUAUGUGUAUCAACUGCGGCAUCGGCACAGGGUGCAGCUUUGUGUCAUGUGAACGACGGGAGUUAUUUUUUUCAUCAUCUUCCACCACCGUGCCGAUCAAGAUGUUCAACUGUCUAUGGAACUUCUUUGACUGGCUGGACCAGCCGGUGACUAGUUCAACACCCGACAUGGACAACAAGAAGGUUGUCCAAGGCGCUCAGCCGGCGCUGGUCCAAAUGCGACGGAAAAGCGGCGGUGGUGGUGACGGAGCGGGAAUCGCGGUCUCUGGGAUUCGCCGUCGUAGCGGACCCCAAGGACUGCGAUCACCCGCCGCCAAAAGGCCCCUAUCAGCACCGGUCGCGUUGCAGGGUUGGCUGCACAAACAGGGCUCCGAAGGUCUCAUGCUCUGGAAGAAACGCUGGUUCGUUCUCUCGGAGUAUUGCCUCUUCUAUUACAAAGGCCCCGAGGAGGAAAAAUUACUCGGGUCGAUACUCCUGCCUUCUUACCGUGUGACGGCGUGCAGACCCGAGGACAAGGCCAACAAAAAGUUCGCUUUCAAAGCCGAACACGCUAAUAUGAGGACGUACCAUUUUGCUGCUGAUUCGAGGGAGGCGAUGAACCAAUGGGUGAACGCCUUGACUCUGGCGUCGUUGCUUCAGGAUCCGAACCCCGGGGGAGGGGAAAUGGCGAUCGCUCUCGAACUCGCGGGACCGGCGGACGGCGAGAGGAGCGCUCGACCGAGCGUUUCCUCGAUAUCUUCUAUUUUGAACCAAAGCGCGGACGACAGCGACAGCGGGUUUCACGGCUUUCAAUCGAGGGACGACCCCAGCCACGCGUCCAACAAUAAUUCCAGUCCCAACAGCGUGAACACCGCGUCAUUUCCAACUCUCAACAAUAAUCACGACGUGGCGCAACCCCAGCCCGUCGUCAACGGAUGGAUGCAACAGUCCCCGCAGUACGGACAACCCGGUACGUCGCAGCAACAACCCCAGCAACAACAACAAGCACAGUACGCACCGCUUCCGGGACCUUCUCAUCAACACCAGCCACAAAUUCAUCAGCACGUUGUCCAUCAACACAAACCCAUGCAGCAACAACAGCAACAGCAGCAACAACAGCAACAGCAACAACAACAUCAGCAGCAGCAACAGCAACAGCAACAGCAGCAACAACAACAAAAUCCUCAAGCUGGGACGAGUAACGUGCAGACGGCUCAACCGUUGCCUCGAAAUUUUGGGCAACCUUUGUACGCCAACGCCCCGCCGAAACCUCGUAGAUUAACGGAAGGGUCGAAUGAAUACUCGACGCCCUCGCCGGACCUGGAUUCACUGCAUCCGGAUUAUCGAAAGUCUCCGGUAUCACCGUGCGACGGUCGUAUGACGACAAAAAGUCCCGCCUCGGAAUACGACAGAGGAAGUGUAAUUUAUGUCACUAGAAUGACGCAGCCUCCGCAGACUCUCAGAACCGAUAAGUCUGGAUUGAAUUAUGGAUACGCCCAGACUUCUCAACCCACCGAAAGGCGGACACCUGAUACUUACGGAAGGAGCGCAAAACCCAGAACUUCGAGGGGGAACGGUGACUACGAAGACGUUUACGGGGCGCCCCAAUUGUAUCAGCGACCCGCGGGACCCGUCGGUUACACCAAGGGGCCGGCACCGGCACCUAUCCCCAUUCCGGUUUACGUGCAACAACAUCAACCACAGCAUCAGCAGAUCUACGCGGUUCUUCCGACUCAUACAGCUCCAGUAAUGAGACAACCUAGGGCACAACCCCCACCCCGUCCGCACAGCGCUGAUUUCUUAGAGUACGAAGCAACGAGAAGACCUCAACAGCAACCUCACGUUCAACCUACGGGGAACGUCGCGAGCCAACAACGUCGUCCUCAAAGGCCCAAGUCGAGUCUCGACGUAGUCAAUCCGUCCGACGUGCCGACUAACGACGGAUAUUUUUACUCCGAAGAAAGGUAUGCGGCACAGAUGCGUCAGUCAGCGGUUUACCUGCAUCAGACACCGCAGCACCAUCAGCAACAACGUAAUCAGUCGUUGUCUCGCGCCGCGACGCCCUCCAAGACGACGUCCUCGAGGGAACGCGACGCCGAGUCCGGCGUCGGUAGUCUCAGCGAAACCUCCAGUUCUGCUCUCAGACGGUCCCAGAGAGACCAAAACCCCAUCCAGCAACACCACGUCGCCUCGUCUCAUUCGCUGCAACGACACUCCGAAAUAACUAACGAGUCACUCGUAAGACGAUCACUGCGGGAACGGAGCUACGAUCAGGCCUCGGGCAGGGAACAUUUGUUCGGCGGUGUUCCGGGUGAAGGGGCCACGGUACCUAGACGGAUACAACGUGAAUCUCGUACGGAGUACGACACGUCAACCGGUGGUAGGGCAAGGCGUUGGAGCGAACAGCAAUUCGCCAGGUCAGCGUCUGCUCGUCUACCUCGCACUCGACAUCGGGUUGACCGGGACGACGACGAUUACGCGGAAAGAUCGUCGGGACAGGACUCGCGCGAUGGCGAACGAAAAAUACAACAGAGAGAGGAGUCCAUGAAACGUCUGCUGGAGUGGAAGCAGCGUAUGCUGCAGAGUCCUUUGACGAGAAAACCUACCGGAUCCGUUAACCGCGGGUUGGCUCAGAACGAACUCUCCAGUUAUUACAAACAGCAGGCCUUCCUGGAGCUUGCGGCCCACGAGGCUAGCGUCGCCGAAGCUCGACAUUCGAGGCGAAGGGACGAAGGACACAGGACUCAUCCGAGGAGCAAAAGCACGGACGGGAGACGUUCGGUUACCAAUAACGUCUCGCGAUACAACAGCUACUCGAGCGACGACGAAGAGUUGGGCAACGUGAGGCACAAGCGAACCCGUAGACCCUCCCACGCCAGCAGGAGCCCCCGGCAGAUUCCGGACGAGCGGACGUCUUCGAAUUCCUCCGCUAUAACAUCCCCGAACUCCGCGACCGCCACUGCGACCGUAGCCAACGACAACCUCGUGACCGCGACCACCAACGUCGCCAUGAUCGCCGCGAAUACAACGACUACCUGCAACGCAACAGUUAGAAUAAACACGACCAACAACAGCAACAACAACAACAACAACUACAAUUUCUCGGGCUCUGGAAAUCCGCACCCCUACUCCGCUAAUUCACCCGUCGUUCAUCCGUCACCGUCUACCGCUCAGUGCGAAUACAACCGACGCAAAAACAUCCCCGUAUCGUCGUCACGUGGCGGUGCUAACUUACCCGGCGGUAUCCCGCCGGACGCUGGUUACGGAGAUUUUGACUUUUCCACGUCUUCCUACGAGAUGAUCAACCCCAGAUCUUCGGAAGGGAGAUCGGGAAGACAGCAAGAUUUCGAACAACGUGGCGUUUCGCCAUCGGACGAUGGCGCCAAAUGGCAGCAGUUGAAAACACCGAAAAAACCUACGGGGAUCUUGAAACAGACGACUUUGUGUCACGCGCCGAACGAACAGUCGGGGAAAAAUGAAGGCAGACUCAAUACCCUGGCUGGGUAUAUUCCGAACGAAAAUUGGCUGGGGCAGAAAAACGUGCAGUGGAAUUCCCGCGACGACAAAGAAGAUUGGGACCUGAAAAUCGACGAAACCAAAGUCAUUAAGGAAUUCUCUUAUCAGUACAUAAAACCCGACGACAAUCAGCUGCCGAGAAAGGAAGAGGAACCGUCGGCGCAAGAAAGGGACUCCGUCAACGGUGUGCAGUCGAGAAUUAAGUCCUUCGAACUGAAUUUAGACGAGACUCCAGCCUCGUUGAAAGAGUUCCUCGCCAUGCAGGAGCCGUUGAAAGUUUCCCCGCCGCAAGCGACGGAGGCUCACGUUUCUAGGCUCGAUUCGACGAGAAAAACUACGGUGAUCCGAGACUUUGCUCUGGGCGAAUCUAAUUCAGAGACAAGAGAGGAGGAUCAGGCGAACGCGGACGACGGGGGUUUCAACUCAUCCUCGAGUGGACUCGAUUGUAAUAAAUCGGUUAAAGAUCUCCUCGCUGAUUUCGAACGGAAAUCUCAGCAGGCCAGGAGGCAAGAGAAUGACAAAAUUGACGACACGAAACACCGCGGUGUGUUCAGUGACACCGAAACCCUCCUAUACGACACAGGAAGUGACUUGGAUCAGCCGGAAAAAGGUCAAACGAAUGAGAGGACUCGGAAUACUCAAUGUCCGGUGAUUAACGAGGAGAAUUAUACCGGGACGAUUAAAAGAAAAAAGGAUUUCGUGGACAGGAGAAGACCGACGCAAAACGACGAGAAACCUGAACCACCGAAUAACAGCAAUGCCGAAGAAGUUAUAAAUCCUGAUUACGCAAGGCUCAGUGUAACGGAAUCUCUAGUCACGCACGACGACAACCUGUCGGAAAGUGACCCCGUCAGUCCAGACUCAAAACCGGAAGAGUUUAAUCCCGAAGAACAUUACAUGCCGAUGUCACCGAGGAAGGCGAUUUUGGAUCCCGCCAACGAACGUCCUAACUCCAAGAUGAUGGAAAGUCUUUUCGCGAGCCUCGAUCACGAGGAGAACUCUUACGUAGAGAUGAGUCAAAACGGCAUGGGUCAUUCGUUGCUCGCGCCCGACAAUAACGAGAGAAAACACGACUCCGGCGAUUACUCGACGCUCGAUCCGCCUCACUACGAGUUCGUUUGCGUAGCUGACAAUAAAAUGGAACCCGUCUACAUGGAAGUGAGCCAGCUAGCGGACAAGGAGGACGACGAAUCUUCGGGUAAAAAAUCCAAGCCAAAAAGAGGAGAGCAGGGCGGCGACGCCCUUCCGCCGAGACCCGAUCUUCCGGAUAUCCUCACCACUCUGAAGUCCGACAGUUCUGACGCCGACGACGAGUCGUCGAAGGACCUCGAUUCCCUCGACGCGCCUCGUCACCCGCGUUUCAGUCUCUCCGACACUUUUCGUCCCGCGUCUUACUACCUCGGUGCCAGUCAAGCUCUCAUAGCGGAACUGCACGACUCUUCGGACAGCGAACUGGUCUCUCCACCGCCUAUUCCAACGUCGCCGCCUCCCCUGGAAGACCUCGACUCCCUCGAAAUUCAGGACUCGUUACCGGAGGUGAAAAAGGUAGCACCCCAAGUGGCGGCUAGUCGCGACAGCCUGAACAGCCGCGAUUCGCCGAAGUCGUGGAACAAACCAGCCGGUCAGGUCGAGUCGCACAGACCUCAGUCGAGGUUUUCGGACACUACGAUAAGCUCGACGUUCAGGGACAGCAGAAUGUCACUGGAGAGUGCGUCCGGAAGCGAUUCGGUGGAUCUCAGAAGUCCCGAAGAGGAGGCGAGGCACCGUCAGCUGAAAAGACGGCCCGUCAGCGACGAGGUGUGCGAGGUACUCGACAGUUUGGACGAGCUGGAAUCACUGGGCAGUCGUUUCGACGGGGCCAGUAUCGACCUCGACCAAUACCUCGAAGAACUUCAGGCGAGGGACGCCUUCAACGUCGACUUGUACGCGAAGGAUUUGAGUUACAACAGCAUAUACGGUUUCAACGAGUCCAUGCUGGUCACGGACAAACAUCUCCAGAAAACGACGAGUCAAGAGAUAUCCGGCAAACAAAAUCUCCAGACUUCUUACAACAGUCUGGACCAACCCUACCGGUACGGCGUGAAGAACAAGACGAGUUCGGCCAGUAGUCUGCCGUCGAUGAGGGUCAGCGAUCUUCCCCCCAUGCAUCAGCACUCGCAAUCGUUCACGGGGGACGUUCACUACGAGAACGUGGUGAAUUUUUCGCCACUUCGCGGUUCGCCUGGCGUCAGAUCGGAACACGGGGACAGAGGGAGAGCCGCCGAAAAUUACGGCAGACAAAAACCUCAGCAACGUCGAAGCCCGUUGGUUUCUCACAGCCGGGAUUCCAGCUACUCCGUAGCUUCGGGAAACGCCUCGAUAUCCACUUCGGUGGCUUGCCAAAGACCCGGAAGCGCCCAGUCUUCCCUGAUGACCACUCCCAUGGGCUCUGUAUCGCCCGCGCCAAUUUCCGGAGUCACUGGAUCGACGAACGCAACUUAUAAUUCCCAAGGGCGGCACUCUAGGGAGACGAGUCAAGAUUCGGCGCGAUACUCGCUGUCUCCGAAUCACAGAUCCUCGGCGAGUCAAGACUCCGGGCAAUAUCCUCCGUCUACGUCGACGGUGAAAACGGCUUAUUACCCCGCGAAUCAGGUGCAGAAUGAUCAGAGCGGGGCGCCUUAUUAUUACAGCGAUUUGCAAGCUGGUGUCAGCGGAGUGGACGCUCUCAUGAAUCGAGCUUCCGGUUCUUCGAGGUUACCGCAGCUGAACAAUCAGCGAGGAGACGCGGCCCUCCAAGGGGCCAGUAAAAGAAACGAUAUCGGCCGCAUGGUGAACCCGAUUCCGAGGCAAAUGCCCAGGCAAAUACAAGUCGAGGAUAUCGACGAGGCCAGGCGAAUAGCUGCCGAAUUGAGGAAAUCCACGACCCAGUAUCUGGCUGAGAAAAAAGCGGGGCUUCAAGUGGACAGAAGAAAUAUAUACGAGGCCGACACACUACGGAGGGUCAAAUCCACCGAUCCUCUGCCCGACGUUUCUAGGCUCCCCGAUCUCAACUCGCGCAAUCUCUACCCGCAUGGCCUGCGCGAUAAAGACGACGAUCCGGCGACGAGAUAUGCCGCGCAACACAUGGAAGCGGGUGUUCGCCACGCCACGCAUCGGAGGUCAAGGUCUCUCGAAGGACUUCUAGAUGACGCGGAACUGCAGAAUUUAGUGGAGCAACGAAACAGAGCCAGUCAGGCGGCUGCGGCGGCUGCGGCUGCGGCGGCGGCCGCGGCGGCGGCGAACAUGUCCGGGCAAAGAUCGGUGGAAGCAGAAAGCGCGAACUACCGAUCAUCGAUAGUCGAAGGUAGAUUCGAGGGAGAAGAUCCUUGGGAACAGGACUCUCUGUGGAGGGAAAGUCUGCGCAGAGUUAGUCUUAGACACGCGAGAUCCCUCGACAAUUUGGAAGCGACGUCCGUCGCCUCUACGGUCGCGGCUCAAACGUCCAGAAGAAUAGCGACGGGUGGUUCGGCAGCGACCGCCAAUACGUCGAGGGGUCGUACGAGGAUCACCAGGGGUGCUACGUACGUGAACGACAUCGUUUUGCGCCGCGAUAUCGUCGCGGAGGAGUCCGGCGAGCGUCAAAGAUCGAGAAGAAGAACGAGCGGGGAUCGGGAAAUCGACGCUGUGCAAACGGGAAGUGACAAGGACGCGGAGGACGAGGAGAGGAACGAGGGCAACCCCGGGGACGAGAAUGACGAGGCUUACGAAAGGCUAGCGAUGGACAGAAUAGGCUCGGGCGGGUACAUUUGGGAUCCCGAGAACGAGGCCUAUCGCAAACAGGGACCUCUACCCCGUGACUCGGCGGCGGGUGUUCGUCAUCCGAAUUUUUUAGCCGAAGGCAACCUUCCCCCAGCUCCGACGAUGGCGGAGACGCGCGGGUCUACGGCAACGUCCGGUUCGUUCGAAAUCGACCGGGAGAAAUUGCGACAGUGGGACCUACUUUCGAGCGCCUGCUUGCUCCAGGAACAGCAGCGGACGUCAAUGGCGGAAUCGGGGCGAGGGUUGCCAGCGACAACGAUCAGGGGAGACGGAGAUCAUAUCGAGGCUCGGGUCCCCGUCCCGACGUCGGGAUCGGAGGAGCAAACGAUGACGGCGACGUCGGGAAUUUCGACGUCCGAUACGCGCCGUGUCCAGGUGAUUCAGAGCGUCGCGGGGGAGGAUCGGGAUCGCCGGGAGGAGGAGGAGGAGGAGGAGGAGGAGGAAGAUAUGGUGUCGACUCUGGGAGCGGUGACGGCGGAAAUUUGCAGCAGUGCAGUCGCCGCUACAGCGUCCGGGUCGGGAUCGGUGAUCGGACGGGACCCACUGCCACCCAGGGCCAUCAGCACGUCGCAGUUGUCUCAGAGAACGCUGACGCAGCCUCCUCUUCCUCGCGGAAACGCGCACCACCAGUCGCAUCCGGUUCAACAAACAACGCUUCCGAUUACCCGCCCGUUAGAACGUACCGUCGCCGUUAGCGUCGGAGAUGUCAGGAUGACGUCUGCUGGGGAGGCGAGAAUCACGUCGCCGGGAAGCGGUCAGUUGAAGCAGGAACAACCAGUGCAGAGGAGGAUGGCUGGGAAUCCCGCUGGACCCUUAAGGGUGAUAUCGCCUAACGGACAUCGGGUUUCCAGUCCGAACGACAGCGAAUCUCAUUCGCAUAGUCCCGUCGAACGAACAAUCGGCAGCCCCGUCGGAAGGGACUUCGAUAGAAUCGAACGUGUCGGCGAAGUGAAUGUGAAUGGUCACGGUAGGCAAACCCAUCGCAACACCAACAAUCGGGACAACAAUGAACUUCUGAACAAAAGGCCUGGUGAAUAUCAUCAGAGAGGAACCGGAGGUGGUGACCUGGUUCAGGUGUCGGCGGGAGAAUUGCUGGGACGUACCCACGAGGAAUUGGUUUUGCUACUGAUCCAACUUCGCCGGCAAGGUGCGACCCUCUGCAAAGCGAUGGAGACUUGUCACGUCGAAAUCGAAUCUCAGGCCAGACUCGCGGAACUUGACACGCCCAGACGACUCGAGAAUUUGCAGAAGCUAGAAGAACUCAAGAAACAUCUGAUGGAUCUAGAAAAACAAUACGAGAAAGGCAAACCGAUGGUUAACCUCGUCGACAAUAUGGUGAAGCUCGGAUCGUUGUACAACCGCGGUACCGCGACUAACGGUACCGGCGGGGUGUCGGGUUCCCGCCACGAUCUCGUCCAGGAAAAGACCAGGGAGGUACGCGAUCGUCUAGAAUUCAAUCAGCGAGUCCAAGAGCAGCGACUUCUCGCCGAAGAACGCAGAGACUGGGACAGACUCAGCCCUGACCACGGACAGCUCCAGGCAAAAGUACAGCAGCUUUACAAACUGGACAGGCUACUUCAAGAGGAGUCUGGAACGCUGCACAGUCUGCAACAGGACAAGGAGAUAUUGGAAAAGGCUUUGGGUGGAUUAAGGAACAAACUGCAGGGAAGCAGAAGCAAUCCGGUGGAAGUCGAACGCUACCGGAAACAGCAGUUACUACUGGAACGGGACCUUAGCAGGGUCAGACUUCUACUGGCUCAUAAUUCCAAGAAACUCGAAGAGACGGUAGCCGAAAAUGCCAGACUCGAACAGGAACUGGUCGUACUGAGGCAAAAACUUCAGGCGUCGCGACGCUACGCCGGUAACGUUACGAGGGAUCCUUCCGGGACGACCGCCGCCCUCGAAGCCGAGCUAAGGCGAGUCCAGCAACUCGUCGGCGAUCUGCAACGCCAGAGACAAGAACUCAGCAUUCAAGUUAGACAGUUGACCGAAAAAUCGCACAGUCUCGUGCAGCAGAUCAGACCGCAGCACGUAAACGCGCCGCAAGUCCAUCACCGUUCGAAAAAACGGAGUCACAGUUCCUGGCUCGAAACGGAUCUUGACUCGGGGAUGACUUUGGAUCACGGAUUGGACUCGCCGACGAGUCCCGCGCCGUCGUCGUCGUCCCAUAGCCGUCAAAACGGAAGUCCGCAUCUUCAGCACGCGCAGCACACUCCGUCUCCUCAGUACAAGGAGCCGCCGACCCCUUACAAAGAACCUUCGCAACAAUCUUACAACGGUAGCGGCCCUCACAGUAAUCAACAUCAACGAAUUUCACAGUCGCCACAAAAUCAAAUAUCGGCGUUAUCGCCCCAACUUCGCGAACAAAUUCAUCAACAUCAACUCAAGCAACAGCAGCUUCGCGAUCAAAUGCAGGGUAAGGGAGGAAGCCCGAUACAAAAUAACGUCGGACCUCUGUACGUGAACACGGAUUCCAGGAGACAUACAGACGGUCCGAAACACCAUGAAUCAAACUCCAGCAUCGGCCCUGUCCCUCCCCCGGAAUAUUUGCCCCCGCCUCCCCCGCCGCCCGUCGAGGAAACUCUACACAAUGGGAAUUACGCGCUGAACGAAGAAAAUAAAUUCGCGGGUUUGAUACACGGUCGCGAGAAACAAGAAAUAAAAACCGUUCGGAUAGUAAAACGGGAAUCGGAACGCAGACAGAGAGAUCGAGGGGAUCGAACGGGAAACAUCGGUAUUCCGUUGACGAACGGGCUGCAGGUACCGGGAGGCGCGAAAAGAUUGAACGACGACGAUUUCGGAGGAUCCCAGCAGUUCGAGAAAGCUCAGCUAGAUAGAGUUAUGGAGGAGUCAGCAAUGAUUCACGCACAGAGUACGGUACAGCUUUCGGAGAUGGACGACGUGCAAUUUCAACGCAGUAUGUCCCUCCCACGGGGUUUCGGUGGUCAACGACCGCAACCAGGAAUUCAUCAGGGUCCGGUACUUCCGCCACCGCGUAGCGACAGCAUGAACGCUCUCAGGAACAUGAUGGUCCGUCGUCACAGAGUUCGGUUUGAGAAUCAAGACGGGAGUUCGGACAGCACUUUAUCGCCGCAUACCGAAAGUCCGAAUUCGGGAUCGCAGAUACCGAUGAGUUCGCCGAACUACUCGAUGAGUCCUCCGUACAGUCCGAGUCAUCAGAACUAUUCACCUCUUCAGUAUUCCAGAGGCGGAGGGCCCGCACUGGGACCCGGUCAUCUGCAGCAAGUGCCUUCGCAAUAUUAUCCCCAAUACGUUCCCCCCCAAACGAUGGGCCUACCGAUUACCGCGGGAGUAAUGAAAGGGAACGAAGUAUUGUCGAAUCCCGGAAGCCCCGUGACUACUUCACCUCCGAGUGCCCACGAACGGCUCUUCGGCUCCGCAGCCAGUAUAAACAGUCUGCAUGACUCGCCCCAGCUGUCUCCCGUCUUUAAAAGCGAAGCGGCCAGACAAAUUAUCAAGGAGAUGGCGGAAAAAAGAACGGAGGGCCCCAGGAGGCGUCCCGUACCCAAAGAAAAGAGGAGGCAUUACACCGUGUCCAGCAGCAAACCGAUUCUAGAUCUCGAAGACACCUUCUCCAAGAUGGGAAUGGGUCGCGCGAGGGAUGAUCUCGACAUGGAACGCGCCUUGAGGCCGCGCAGCAACGCUCCCGAUGUGGUGAGAUCGACCCUCAGCCAUAAGGAGUUGAAAUACAACGAAAGCACAAUCGACAAUCUGCUCGGCACUCCGAAUAAAAUCCUCAUCCCCGAACGCUACAUUCCGGAGCAGACUCCAGAACUGACCGCCGAAGAACAAGAACACCGUUUGAAAAAAGCUGAAUCCAUCAGGAAGAUGUUGUCGGAAACAACUGUUACAGCCCCCGAAGGAGCCGAGGACGAAAUUGAUCAGCCGAAAUCAAACACUUUAAAAAAAAAAGUAGCUGAGGAAAAACGUCAGCGGGAACACAUAUUACAGUUGAAUCAAAUUUUGGCCAAACAAGUUAUGGAGAAGAGUAAGAUGGUAGCUGCGAAAGCACUGGCCACACUUCCGCUGCAACCUUCAGAGCCGAGUUUCGAAGAAGAUGACCUUUCGCCCGUGACCCCGUUGCCCUUGUACCAGCAGAGGGAGAAUUUUUAUUCCUAAGCACAAGGUAAUUAAAUGUUAACAAUAGCAUGGUUAACGUAUAAUUAGAACCGAAGCGAAAUUACUGCCAAUAUAUAAUUGAUAAUGAAAGACGAAGGAAGCUCUAAAAAUCAUUACACAAUACCGCAAGGAUUCGUGAUAGAGGAAACGUGUACAUACCAUAAAUUAUGUAAUAAAAUUAUUUAUACGCAGCUGCGAGUGAAAUAUUAUGUAAAAAAUCGAGCACAGAAUCGACUCGAGCUGCGGUUGAAUAUGUACAUGAAAAAAAAAAAAAAAGAAAUCCUAAACUAAAAAUAUCAAAGAACUGACUGACGUUUUCAUCGCGUAUAAAUAUAUAGUUAUUAAAAAGUAAUGAUUACGGUGUGCAUAAUGAAAUUAUGAAAAGUGGCCAGUAUUAAAUCAUUGCACAAAUUUUUCAAUUUUUCUCUGACCUGGCUAUAAGAAGAAAAUGAAUAUAUAAUUAGAUAAAAAAAAAAAAAUUAAAAAAAAAACCGUGGCUUUUGAAGCCUGGUUAUAAAUCCGACUAAUCCUUUUUGAUAUUGUUAUAAUUCCUCGUGCGUAAUCUGUAUGCUGUUUAUACUUAUAAAACCGUGAGAUUAUUUCGCGAUUUCUCGAAAGAAAUUCUCAUCCAUCCGACCGUUUCGAUCACAGCAGCAAUAAAUCGAGGACAAGGGGAUUGAAGUUAGUGAAACGCGACGGAGGAAGUUAUAAAUAAUGAAAGAAAAUUCUCGUUAUACUUUCCCAAGUUACCGAAUAAAAUACAGUCAGCGGUAAUUAAUCGAUAGAGGCUUACGAUCACAGCGUUACGAGACCUUUUUUUAACCAAUGAAAUAUUAUAUACAUGUUAUCUAUACUAAUAUAAUAAUUUUAAGAAAUGUAGAGUGUAAAUUAAUCAUACUAUCGAUACAAUCUCCAGACGAACUAAAACAGAUCGAAAUAAUCAGGGUUAUAAUGAUUUGUGGCAACCUACGAAAAUAUAUGUCGGCGCUCAGCAUAUGAUGAAAUGAAAUUCCGCAGGCAAAUGAAACCGAGGCAAAAAUUAUCAAAAUUAGAUUUUUUACCCAGUACAGUGCCAAACCCGGUGUGGAAAUCAAAAUUAGUCAUUCUUCACAUUGACGAACUUUAUCUGUAGGAUUGAAUUUUUUGUGGAUUUACGAAAUGAUUAAUUAAGACUGCUUUUUAUAUCUAAAAAUAAAUAUUGUUAAUUACGGACGAAUGAUUUGGAGAAUAAUUAAUACUAUAUAGAACGUAUAUAAAACGACGGGAGUACGGCGGAGACAUAACUAUACCUAUAAUAUUAUAUACAAACUAAAAUUUAUCUAAAGUUAUGUUUUCAACGGAUAUCAAAUAGAAUAUUCAAAGAAAAUGAAAAACAGAAUAGAGUAAAAUUCUCACCCAACUUAUUAAUUUAACAGCAAUAAAUAAAUAAUAGUCUAUGUUGUAUACUCAUGAUGCUUGUGUGUAUAAUUACCUCAUAUAGUUGAUACAGUUUCAUAGUAAAUGUUUACUAACUAUUAAUCAAUUAGAUCAAAUUCUGAGAUUACUCAUUUGCUUUCCUAUUCGUCUAUUGGCCGCUACACGUCAAUGACUUCGGUACAGCUUUAAAUCCCAUAGCAGCGUACGUCGUUAAUGAAUAUAAAUAAAUAUAAUAUUUAAUUAUAAUAACAGCGUAUUAUCUCAAUCUCGGGUAGCUCACCUUCGAGAUUGGUUAAUUUAAGCAUUACUAAUACCAGUGUGCAC
Athalia rosae (coleseed sawfly) is the source of this 14694-nucleotide messenger RNA. RefSeq lists its product as uncharacterized. The transcript is spliced from 28 exons. NCBI's taxonomy places the organism in Eukaryota, Metazoa, Arthropoda, Insecta, Hymenoptera, Athaliidae. Bases 1546 to 12954 code for a protein of 3802 amino acids. The record is from RefSeq and is a predicted model, not a curated record.